AUGAAGUUGGGUAUGUUGAAGCUGAUGAGUGGUAUCCUUGAAGAGAUCGGAGAAGGUCAGAGAUCUGAUUUGAGUUUGAUAGAUUGUCUCGCAUUAAUCGACCAAAGUAAUGGAUGUGAUUUCCGAGUUGAUGAAAAUGGUGUGAUGAUGUUCAGAGAUAGAAUUUAUAUUUCUGAUGUACCCGAAGCUACGAGGAGUAUUCUUGAGAAGGGUCACAGAAGUGGAUUAAGUAUUCAUCCUGAUUUACCAAAGACUUCAAAGGGAUGCGAUUCAAUUUGGGUGAUUGUGGAUAGAUUGACCAAAUCGACUCAUUUUGUACCGAUGAGGAUCAAUUAUCCUUUGCAGAAGCUAGAUGGAUUGUAUAUUGAUGAGAUUGUGAAGCUGCAUGGUAAUCCUUCAAAUAUUAUGUCAGAUAGAGAUCCGAUAUUUACAUCAAGGUUUUGGGAGAGUCUGCAGGCUACUUUGGGUACUAAGCUAAAGUUAAGUUCUUCUUAUCUUACGUAG
Lathyrus oleraceus (garden pea) is the source of this 504-nucleotide messenger RNA. RefSeq lists its product as uncharacterized. Gene Ontology annotation, molecular function: nucleic acid binding. The record is from RefSeq and is a predicted model, not a curated record. NCBI's taxonomy places the organism in Eukaryota, Viridiplantae, Streptophyta, Magnoliopsida, Fabales, Fabaceae. The transcript is spliced from 2 exons. The coding region runs from base 1 to 504 and encodes 167 amino acids.